AUGCCACGCCCUGCAUCCCAUCUAGCACCCAUGCCUUCAGAUCAUCCAGACUUCCGAUCCAAGUCCGCUCGUCUUAGAUGCCAACCGCCCCGUACAAACAACUGCGGCACAUUCAAACAACCACCGUCAGUCGCUGCCACUAGCCGUCCAAAGCCAGGCAACCCAUUCCUCCAGCCCCCAACCAAAGGCACGCCUCCCCCAAAGAAGAAGAAGAAGAACCACACAGAAGGAUGCCACACACACGAAGCCAAUCCAGAACCAAACACCAAACACACAGAAACAGAGCCCCCAAUCAUCUCCCACUGCCCUCCUCCACAUCCAGGGCCCACUGCAACCCCGAAUCUCCUCCCUUGCCCAAACCCCACUUCAUCAUUCUGUCAAAACACCAGAGACAGCCCCAGCUUGCCCCCCAACGUCCAAACAUGGUCCAUAUUCCCGAAACACCCCUCCAAAGACGUCACAGCCCAAGUCAAAUCCCAAUCCGUAUCCCACCGAGCCCCUAUAACCUAUCAACCGCCAAGACCUACUACUACCUCCAACCCCCGUAUCUCCCAAUCCUAUCACAUGAAAUCCAUUUCAUCGUACCUCUCCUUUGCCCAUAUGAACAUCACACACACAACAGAGCAGCACGCCGAGAACCAGCCACACUGGAAAACAAUCCUCGACAUCGCUCCAUUCGUCUCAAUUACAUUCCCAGCCAUCAUGUGCCUCAUCUUCGACGAAGACAGUUUUGAAGAGAGUCCUUUCCUCAGGUUCAUUACACUACUCCUCCCCUUCUCAUACUCAGCAGUACAGUAUGCCUUACUCUACACCAACUGGAAGUCACAUAACAAACCAGAGCCCAUCCUGCACACCACACUCUACUACACACUCAGUCUCCUGCUUCUUGCAUUCACCAUCAUCUCCAUCCUUUCAAUCAUUCCAUUCUCCCUUAAUGAAUGGGAUCAUGCUGCCUCAUUCUUCUACCCUAUCGUCCUCCCCUCUUUUACCGUCCCACCUGCCUAUCUCCUUUCCAGCUCCUACUUCCUUGUCCCACGACAGAUCCGGCUCACAGACACUGUUAUCAGCAUACUGAUAUCAGUAUGCAGUAUAGUAAAUGUGCUACUUGUGUUCAAGGAAUUCAAUUACUAUCCUUACUCUGCAAUAAUAUCCUCCAUCUCCGUCCUUCUACAACUACUCAGCGAGAAGCACUGUCUAUUCAAGCAGAGUCCUCCAUCUACUGCAUCAUCGAGGGCUGCCGUUCUUAUCCUCACCCUCAUCCUUGCUGUCCUUGUCUACACAUUUCUGGGGUAUGGAGCCAUCUACAUCCUGGAUGACCACUUCCACCUACUUGGCAAGAUGAAGAGUAUCCUUCCAUCAGAACCUCACCAAUAA
Molecule: messenger RNA, 1374 nt
Organism: Encephalitozoon cuniculi GB-M1
Lineage: Eukaryota; Fungi; Microsporidia; Unikaryonidae
Exons: 1
Coding region: 1-1374 (457 amino acids)
Source: RefSeq, marked provisional